AUGACGCCAAGCAAUGCCACACCUGUGCGGUGUAAAAUUCUGAAGUCCCUGUACACACUUGGUCCGCGAUACCGCAUACAUGAAGCCCUCGCGGUCUUUCUGGUCGACGAUUGGCUGGCUUCGGAAACGUGCUCGUUGCAGUCCGCCCUGGAGCACCGCAAGGCGAGGCAUGCAGCUUUGCGUCGCAUGGCGGAGCUGCGAGGCAGCGAGGAAGCGUUCAAACUCAAGCGACUCGAGUACGCGAGGGAAACUUGGGAAAUAGAGCGCGGCCUACAGCUGGAGAAGAUGGCAAGACAGAUGAUGGAGAUGCAGCCAGUCAUGGAGCAGCGCCAUAAGCUAGAGGACGAGCAGAGGCUACGACUGAGACGCUUAGCCGCUAUCGAGGACGAGAAGGUCCGGCGGCGAAGAGUGAAGGAGCGCCAGCUCCAAGACUCCCUCGAUCGCGCCAAGCACUUGCAGGACCAUGCCGGCGAGGGUCGUUCAGAUCCGGUCGCCAGCGCCCUCGAGGCCGAUGAGAGUCUCGAGCACGCUGAAGAGGCACCUUCCAUCGGCCGUGAUGGCGGUGCCGACGACUCCAGUCUGGCCAAGAUUGCCGCCGAGAUCGACAUCGUUCGCCGCAGGGAGGCCCACGCGAGUGUUCGGGCGCACGAGGCGCUGCGUCGGAUUGCAAGUGUGGGGUUUGUGACCAAUCCCCUCGUACAGUUCUUGCGACAGUUUCUUACGCUCUGCAACCCCAUCGCUAUUUUCAAGAAGGAAUGCGCCAAGCAAGCGGGCGGACUCAAGGCCCUAGCGCGUGAGGAGCUAGGUCCGGCAGCCUUCCAGAUUCUAGCAACUCCCGCCCCGCCGGAGGUGACUUCGACGUGGAUGUCGACGGCAGUGGCGUCGAAAACCGUAAGGGCGCCAAAAUCCAAACCGUCAAGAACGAAGGCAUCGAAAGGGAAACGCUCCGGUUCGGACGAACCAAGCCGUAGUCACGGUGACGACAACAACAACCAGGACAAGAGAAGUGAUAGGAAUGACGGCAGCAAAACUCCAAGGAGUUCCGGCUCUCCCGCUGGGAGUCAAGAAGAAGCAUCAGCGGGAGGCGGCGAGGGCGACACCGACGACGAACAGCGAGAGGCUAGAGAAGAUGCCGGCCGCUCGGCCGCGAUCAGGGCAUUCCUGCGGGCUGCGUCGGCGGGGGGACGGGGCGCGGAUCAUCCGGCCAUGGCAAGGAGCGGCGGUGGCGCGGGCGCCCGCGGUGAGAGGAAGAGGGGACAAGGGGCAGCACCGCUAUCGACGAGCGGGAAAGCCGGUGUUUCUGCCGCUUCCGUCGGCAAGAGCAGGGCGUCGGGGAAGGGAUUUCCCGGUAGCCGUCGGAGACACCACGAUGACGAUGCCCACGAACGGCUGUCGGUACGACAACGAAGGGGGUUGACUUCGUCAUCCACGGAGAGGGGAAAAGAGCACGGCGCCGGGAGGGGGUGGGCGGGAGAGGAUGAAGGCAGCGGCAAGGGGAGUGAAGAGCAAGGUGAUGGGCAGGAUGAUAGCGAGGAAGAGAGUGGGGGGGAUGGGGAGGAGGAGGAGGAGGACCAAAGCGUGGCACUAGACAUGGAAGGACUUGUGGCUGACUUGCGUGCCCGGGAGGGAGAGGCGGUGUCGCGGAUAGAGGCGCUCCGAUCGCAGGCAAAAGCCUUGGCCGAAGAGGAACAGUGGUUAGCGACAGGCUCUCUGGGCAAGGGGCACGCUUGGGAGGCAGUCUCACGGCUAGGCGUCCACAACGAGAGUUAUCUUUUGGGCGAGGGGACCAACCGGGGGACCCAUGUUCACGGGCUAGGCCUCGAAGCUGACCGGCGCAACCUGGAGGUGGUCAACAGAGCCAUGGAAGAAGAGGCCCGCCUAGCUAGGAAGGAGACCGAACUCCUGUCGGCAGCUUCGACAAUUCUGCGCGACGGGCCGGUGCAAGCCCUCCUUUGUUCUGCUUUCCGCGAGCUCGUGUCGAUGUGCAAGUCGAAGAAGGCAGCAUGGAAACCGGCGGGUGUCGUGGCGGUUGGAGGUCCGUCCGCCGAGGAGCGCGGAGGGGGAGGCGAUUGUCCGAUCUCGGGCGGCCCCACGGGGGCCAGGGUUGGCGAUUCUGUUGUUCUGAGGUUGAAGGAUAUUCAAGUAUACAGAGGCGACGGUUUUGUGACGGUGAUUGCCAUGGGCCCGCCCACUAAAUGUGCCACCAAUGGCGUUUGCUCUGCUGCUACGCCUUUUGCUCCUUCUGGUGUUGCGACUAACCCGGCCUCCGGAGGCACGUUUUUGCUGGCGGCUGGGACGAGUAAGGGUGGGAUAGUGGUGUGGGCGGUGCCGACAUUGGAAGAGGAGACCAGCGCGGGCGGGGUCGACAAACGAAGCGGCAAGAACAGCAAAAACAGUACGAAUAGCAGUGCGGCCGUUAUCAUUCGAGUGGCGAGUGCUGCAAGCAUGUCCAAGGACGAGAGGUGCCCAGUGGAAAAGGUCUACUUCGGAGCAGACGGUCGGUCGCAGCUCGUCUCCCUUGAUGCCCAGAGGGUCGUCAAGGUGUGGGAUAUCGGCGGCGGGAGGGAUGCGGCGGCGGCGGCGGCGAAGGCGGCGCAAGGGCAUCAAGGCCGCGGCACGCAAGCACCCGCGCGAGAGUUUCUGCCCGAACUGAGGGGAAGCGGCGGGGCCUCCAGCAAGUUCCAGGCGCUGCCGCUCGUAGCCAGGUGGGCCAUCCGGCAUGGUGACUUGGAACGGCCGUUGCUGGAUGCCGCCACGGCCUCUUGGCUCGACAGCACCAGCAAUACCGGUGCCGCCGCCGACACCAAGAGAAAGAGCGACAGAAUCAAGGAUAAGAAGAGGGGUCUUGUGAGAGGGGGGGGCCGCGGAGAGGAUGCGGGAACCGCAAGCACUAGCACUCUGCCGUCGGUGGGCGGGUCGUCAGAGACAGCAAGUGCUACCACUGCGGGAAAAGCCGAUGGCGGGCCAUGGUCCUCCUCGAUGAAGAGAGACAUGCGCCGUUUCCGGCGGCCAUGCCUCCGUUUCCGGCGAUGCAUGUUCCCAUCACGGUCGACGGCUGCCGCGCUGACCUUGGCGUCUCUCACUCUCCGCACCGUAACGAACGCCACCGUCGCUUCCCCAGAAAGCCACGAGGCUACGACUGUCGCGUUCCACGCGGCCAUGACCGCUUUCGGAGAGCAGCUCUCUGUAGUCGUCGCCACGGCGGGGGGCAGUCUGGUCAAGUGCAAUGCGGACGCGUGGCCGGUGGCGAAGGCGGCGGGCGGCGAGCGGGGGGAUGGCGGAAGGGACGGAGACGGACCAAUCACCGAUGGCCAAUCGUUCCUUCCUACGUUGCCAAAGAUGGCUCAAACACGCUUUCCCGAGUCUAUCGAUAGUAGGGCUUUCCGAGGUUUGGGGUGCUUGGUGCCCAACGAGCCCGGCAACCGUGGCGCCCCUCACGAGGCUACGGUGCUCAGGAGCACCGCGAGCGCACACGGGGAGGGCAGCGAAGGCAUCCUUGGCGGCUGCAACUCCGUGCGGCGAGAGUUUUUUGAGAGGCAUCGGCACUCGGUAAUAUUCGUCGGCUUCAAGGACCACGUUUCCUUGACGAUGGUCACUCUCGACGUGUCGGGGCUUCUGUGUGUGUGGCCCUACAGCGCCGACGCCUUUUCGGGGUUCGGGUGGUACACGCCAUCCAAGGAGGUAGUGGUAGACGUGACGCUUCACUCCUACAAGCUAAAAACCAACAGAGCAGCCAGGAGGGGCGAGCGCGGCACCGGCAGUGGAGGCGGCGGGGGCGGCGGUGGGCCCGGGUUUAUUUUCAAUAGAGCACUUCCUCCGGACUACUCGGAGACUGCAAACCCCCGUGAGGCGUUGGCCGAGCUAAGAACUGGCGGGAGCUAUAGACUUUCGUCGACCGAACGUACCGCAGACCGCGGCCGUGCGGAGACUUACAUCGGUCCGCCAGACAGUGACUGUGACAGCCGAGGUGGCGCCGCGGUUUUUCGGGCGAUCGUGGCAAGGUAUGACGAGGAAGGGGAGAUCAAGUCGGCGACUAGGUUGAGGGCUCUGGAAUACGCUCGCGAGGGGAUGAUCACGGACGCUAAGCUCACAGUGUCCGGAGGCGGUAGAGGCGACGGGACAUCGGGGGGUGAGGAGGUGCCGCAGUUUACCGUGAUGGUCUUCCUCGUGAACCUUGAGGAGAUGAGGAUGCGCAAAAUACCCACCAAGCACGCGGUAGUCGCCGAUCAACGCCACCACAUCGUGUCGGAGUACAGCAGGCUUCUGCACAACACAACGGUGCUGCCUAUGGCACUCCGAAUCAACGGCAACGCGGCGUGUAACCAAGGCAACACAGAUGACAACAGAGCAACCUCCCCCAUGGCCAUCGUGCCCUCACUGCACCUCUCCCCCGUCCUCUCCGUUUCGACAUCUCCUGACCAGUCGAUGCAACUGCUACCGCAGCAUGUGAGACACGACUGGCCUAUGACAAGAGGUAGCACCGGCGGUUUUCCGUCCCCGGCGUUUGCGGUGUCCCCGGUACUGGACGCGACCGGAUCAGACUAUGUGUACCUGGCUAUCGAAGACUCGGUACGGAUAUUUUCGCUCGAGACGGGCUUCGAGGUGGCAUUGCAAGAAGGGAGGCGGCUGUCGACGAAAAUCGGCGGCAGUCUUGGCGACGGCGGCACCAGAGGCGGCAACGGUACCGCCGCUGCUACCGCAUCUGUUGGCCCCACGGUGCCCAUCGUGGCGGCGGAGGUAGCCUCGAAUAACGGAACACUCGCUGUUGCGUGUGCUGACUCAGGUGCCAUCACCUUGUUCCGGUUUCGUGAUAACUCCUUGAAAGUUGCAAGGGAGGAAAUGCAGAGGACCGCCCCUCACAGCAGGAGCAGAGGCAGGAGCAGCGACAGCGACAGGGGCAGCGAUAGUGGCAGCGGGAGGGGCAGUGGCAGCCCGACAAUGUCAUGGCGACGGUUUCUCCGUACCGUUGAGUGCGAUCGCCGAAAUGCUACACCGUGGGAAAUGAGGGUGCCUCUCAUCCCGCCCCCCGGUAAGAAGUUGCGACCGUCCGUUGUGUAUGGUUCCGAACACCAGGUCCACCUAAGCACACCCUUUGAGAUGGGCAGCGACGAGGGUUACAGCCACCGGGACCAAAUUCGGCGUGUGAUCGUGAGCGACAUAGUAGAGGCCGCCAUCGCUCUCUCCGAACAAAACCAGACAUCGAAGAAGCUACGGAUAGAGCCGAUCGAGGGGACGGGCGGCCAAUCAUCAGCACCGGUUGGAUUGGGUGCGGGUGGGCGUGUUAGCCUUCGAGAUCUCUUGGGAAAACCUCCGUACGGAACGGUCUAA
This is a messenger RNA of Ectocarpus sp. CCAP 1310/34, 5328 nucleotides long. The record is from the annotation of a GenBank genome assembly. NCBI's taxonomy places the organism in Eukaryota, Phaeophyceae, Ectocarpales, Ectocarpaceae.